UACUAAGCCUUACUACCAGGCAGUAAAACAAAACAAAAAACAACAGUUCAUCUAAUGUCCCGCUUGAUAUUUUCCUUUUUAAAUGCAGCCAGGGGAUGACCUUGUUCCACGUGAUGAGAAUGAACAGCUCAUUUCUGAUGGCAGCAACUUCUUGGAUACUUGGGAGGUAAUUUACGUGACUCAAUACACCAACAUAUGUCAAGCUAAGACCGACGCAGCAAUAGUCCAACUGGCUUGCUGGCACGUUAACUCAAACUAAAUGUUGACAUAGAAAUAGGUUGCAAAAGAAUCAAUAUGCAAUGAAGCAAUAUGUCUCAAAAGGCCAUGGAAAAGCUGGUGGAUGCUGGGUUGGUCAAGGCUAUCGGCAUCUCCAACUUCAACAAAGACCAGAUUGAAGCCAUACUCAACAAGCCAGGACUCAAGUACAUGCCUGACAACCACCAGAUCAAGUGCCACCCCUACCUGACCCAGGAGAAGCUGAUCAACUGCUGCCACUCAAAGGGAAUCUCAGUGACGGCUUACAGCCCCCUGGGCUCCCCUGACAGACCCUGGGUUACAUCCGACGUCUUGAGUGAAGACGAAAUGACCACGCUGAUGAGCUUUACACAGAGGAGAGCAUUUAAACUACUAUGGGCCUCAUCACACAAAGACUUCCCUCUGAAUGCUGAAUAUUAACUCAUCAGAAUUUGCUGCGCCGUUUCUGCUUUCAUUGACUACUUCAACUACAUUAUGGAAAAUCUACAAACUGAAUUAUUUACUAUUCCCAGACUAAUGUGACAGCUGAAUUAUAAUGCUACUAAGCUUAUAUUGGGCCAUAUUUAAAAUAUGUUUGCUAAGGAAACACUGAAUUUAAUGAAUGUACGUAACACUUAGGUUAAGUAGAAAAAGUAAAAUCAGAAUUAAAGUAUCGUCCCUUUUAUUGGGAUGUAAAGGUUGUGUGUUGAGAUUACGUGAGAUAAAUGAUUGGGACAAUAUCUGAUAAGGUGUAAAUUAUGUGCAUUAUAGAGACUGAAAUUAAUCAUUAAAUGCUAUGUAAGUACUGAAGUAGGCUGCAUGUUGUGACAUAGUAAAAACAAUAAAGUUACUAUGAUACCACGAUUUGAUGACUUUAAGGAAUGGUUAAUAAUCAGGUCCGAUCUCCAUUUUUAUUGGUGUGUGAAAAAGGACCGGCCCCUAUGAGAAGAUGUAAUCACUGUCUGUGAAAUGUGGUUUGCUUCAGUUGC
Messenger RNA from Plectropomus leopardus (leopard coralgrouper), 1223 nucleotides. The record is from RefSeq and is a predicted model, not a curated record. NCBI's taxonomy places the organism in Eukaryota, Metazoa, Chordata, Actinopteri, Perciformes, Serranidae.